AUGCCCGCCACGGACGCUCUUUCACCGCCCCUGACCCCAGCAGAGCGCCAGGUCGUCAAGAACUACGGCGGCUGGACCCAGUUCAUGCACAGCUUCGGCCUGAAAGCGCACGACUCGGAGCAUAUUGACGAGGCACACCAGAUCGCCCGAACUUUUGCUGCCGGUGGUGAGGCCGAGGUCGAAGCUGAGCCGGACAAUCGAAGCGCCCAGCAGUCGCAGCAGGGCGGUGGGCAGAAGAAGUAG
This is a messenger RNA of Microdochium trichocladiopsis, 243 nucleotides long. RefSeq lists its product as uncharacterized. The transcript has 2 exons. Lineage: Eukaryota; Fungi; Ascomycota; Sordariomycetes; Xylariales; Microdochiaceae. The record is from RefSeq and is a predicted model, not a curated record. The coding region runs from base 1 to 243 and encodes 80 amino acids.